UGCGGUGAAGAACCAGUGCGCGUGUCCGCGGCAAAAGUACCGUCUCAUUUGCAGCGACAGAGACUCUCAACGACGAGGAACUGUCCCGGAGCCGAGGAGAGGAUGAAGCAAACCACUUUCCUGCUGGUGUUUGGAGUCGUCCUGAGCGUCUGUCAGGCUCAGUCGGACACGGGAGGCGAGGAGCCGGGCGGAGAAGAAGAACAUGUGGAGCUCUUCACCACGCCGGCGACUAAGAUGGCCGCCGCCACCUCAGACUUCGGCUACAACCUGUUCCGCGCUCUGGCGAGCCGAGAGGCCGCGACCAACGUCUUCCUGGCCCCCAUCAGUGUGUCUGCGGCACUGACGCAGCUCUCCAUGGGAGGAUCUGAGCAUGCUCAAAGGCAGCUGUUCAGGGCUCUGAGAUACCACACCCUGCAGGACCCUCAGCUCCACAACACCCUCAAAGACCUGCUGGUCUCCGUCAAGAUGCCUGGAAAAGGCCUGAGCACUGCCGCACGCAUCUACAUGGCACGACGACGUCUGAAGCAGGACUUCUUUGCGCUGGUGGAGCAGCAGUAUGGAGUUCGUCCUAAGGCACUGCUAGGAGGGAACAAAGAUGUGAAAGAAAUCAAUGACUGGGUAUCUCGGGAGACCGGCGGGAAGGUACAGCACCUCUUGGACAAGUCCCUCCCCCAAAACUCUGGAGUGAACACUGUGAGCGCCGCCUACUUCAAAGGGAAGUGGGAGACUCGGUUCGGUCAGAGUGGAGCAAUGGAGAACUUCCAGGUGGACGGCGGGGUACCUGUCCGCAUUCCAAUGAUGCAACAGGACAACUACCCUGUGAAGAUGGGUGUUGACCCAGAUUUGAGCUGCACGAUCGCUCAGAUCCAGAUGCAGAACGAUGUCAGCAUGUUCGUCUUCCUACCCGACGACGUGACCUCCAACACGACCCUGCUGGAGGAGAGUCUGACCGCCGAGUUUGUCCAGGACCUCUCCAUGACGCUCCACCCGGCCCAGGUGUCCCUCUCUCUGCCCAUCCUGAGGCUCAGCUACUCCACAGACCUGCUGCCGCUGCUCAGCGACCUGGGUCUCUCUGAAUGGCUAGCGAACACGGACCUGGAGAAGAUCUCAAAUCAGCGCAUGAUGCUCGGCAGUGUCAAUCACAAGGUCGCCAUGGAGACGGCGCCCGAGGGGAACCUUUACCCCGACACCGCCUCAGCGACUCACCUGUCCUACCGAGUGGACCGGCCCUUCCUCUACCUGAUCCGUGACGAAGCGUCAGGGGCGCUGCUCUUCAUCGGCAGGGUGGUCAACCCCAAGGACCUGACGAUAUAA
Messenger RNA from Anarrhichthys ocellatus (wolf-eel), 1314 nucleotides. RefSeq names its product serpin peptidase inhibitor, clade F (alpha-2 antiplasmin, pigment epithelium derived factor), member 1 (gene serpinf1). The transcript is spliced from 8 exons. NCBI's taxonomy places the organism in Eukaryota, Metazoa, Chordata, Actinopteri, Perciformes, Anarhichadidae. The record is from RefSeq and is a predicted model, not a curated record. Gene Ontology annotation, molecular function: serine-type endopeptidase inhibitor activity. Gene Ontology annotation, biological process: negative regulation of angiogenesis; negative regulation of endopeptidase activity. Bases 103 to 1314 code for a protein of 403 amino acids.